AUGGGCCAAUUACCCUCAAAUCUUCAGCAAGGAACCAAACAAACCCAUUCAUUAAGGCAUCAUCUAUCGGCACCAAUAUUAAGGAAAAAAUUCUGCAAGAUUUUCCGAAUAAAAAUAAAUUCAGAUUUAAUAGCAAUUCCCAUCAUAGAAGAUUCCUUAACAUGCGGAUGACUGUUUUCUGAAGUUAUUCGAAAAUACAACAGCGAAGCUCAAAUUGUCGCUCUUCGUACAAAAAACAACCUGGAAAUUAUUGAUGCCUGGCUAGGCUCAUAUGACCGUCCAUUAUACCCUAUAAGUGACGAAGAAGAGCUUUUUGCUGUAUUUAAAGAAGAAGUUAAAGGCGAAAUCGAUUGAUCUCACUUCAAUCAUAUCAAAUUAAUAGGCAAAGGAGGCUUUUCCAAAGUAACUGAAGUAAGAAAAAAAGAUACUGGGAAGCUAUAUGCAAUUAAGACUAUGAGCAAAGAAUUUGUGAUAAAUGAAGAUAAAGUUAGGCAGGUGCUGGCGGAAAGGAAUAUUAUGAUAAAUUCAUCUCAUCCCUUUAUUAUUGAACUCCAUUGGGCGUUCCAAACUCCAACUGAACUUAACUUACUCCUCCAGUAAUAAGCAAAUCCUUUUUUAUUAGUCGGGAUUUUCAGCAAAAUUUCAAAUAGUAAAUUUUUAUAUGAAUAAAUCUAAAUCUGCUUAUUAAUGGAGAGAUUUCGGGUGAAAAAAAAUGCCAAAUUUUGGGAACUUUACCCCAAUAAUAAUAAGAAAAUUUCGAUCUAUUCAUUCACAAUUUACUAUUUGAAAUUUGAUGCAAAAACCCCUCACAAAAAGCAAGAAUUUUCUUAUUGCUAUGGGAAGUUUAGUUCUUGAUUUCUGUCCUGGAGGAGAGCUAUUUUAUCAUCUGCAUAAGCUUGGGAGAUUUAAUGAAAAGCAAGCAAAGUUUUACUUUGCAGAAAUCCUGCUGGGACUGGAAUAUUUGCACGGGAGAAAUAUUGUAUAUAGAGACUUAAAGCCAGAAAAUAUCUUGUUAGAUAUUGACGGACACAUCAAAAUCACUGAUUUUGGAAUUUCUAAAGAAAAUGUUUCUCUAAGAGAAAGAACAUAUAGCUAUUGUGGAUCCCCAGAAUAUAUGUGUCCUGAGAUGCUUAACAAAACAGGGCAUAGCCACGGUGUAGAUUUUUACAGCUUAGGGUCAUUUUUAUAUGAAAUGCUUACUGGACUCCCACCAUUUUAUGAUCCUGACAAACAGAAAAUGCAUUGGAAUAUUCAAAAUGAAAAUCCUCAUAUUCCAAAUUAUAUAAGUCAUAAGGCAAAAGAUUUGCUUCUUAAAUUGCUAGAUAAAAAUUCCGAAAGGAGAUUAGGAUGCAAAAGAGGGACUGAAGAAGUAAAAUCCCAUCCUUGAUGCAAUGAUAUUGAAUGGGCUAGUUUACUGCAAAAAAAAAUUUCACCACCUUUGGUGCCUAGCUUAAAUUCAUCAAAUUUUGACCUUUCUUAUAUAAAUUUAAAUCCAGAUGCUGCUAAAAGUAUACUUAAAAAACGGCAUACUGGUAUUGAUGUUGAUCCAUUUAGAGGGUUUGACCAUUCUAAAGAAAAUCAGCCGAAGAGUAAUGUUCAAGAUUUGUCUUGUUUAUCUACAAAUUCAAGUGGAAUAAUAAAGAAAAGCAAAAAUAAGGAAAAUUUAUAAAAUAUUUCAGAAGUAAUAUUCUAUUAGUCUUAUGAUAUAUCUAUAUUUUAUAAAAAUAAGCAUUAAAUUUUUAUAUUCAUGAGUAAGCUGUCUCGAUGAUUCAUAAAUGCAACUGACGAUUUUUUGCUAGCUAAACUUGAAAAUUUUGAAUCAAGAGCCAUAGCAAAACCAAAAAGUUAUUUUUCUUUUACAGAGGCAUAUGAAGAUUCAGCCAAUGAAUUUUCAACGCCGAACUCUCAUUCGAAGCUGGAUAAUAUAAGAUCAGGAAGUGCUUCUCCAUACCAAAAGUUAAUUUCUGUCAAAGUUCAGCCAAAAAAACUCAAAAGGUCUAAAACACCUAUAAAUACAGAUGAAGGGAUAACACUCACUCUACCUCUAUUUAAUAAACAGUCAGACCUAUAGUUUUUAUAAUAAAAAUUUUUAGAACCUUUUAAUAAAAAACAACAUUUACGCUAAUUUUUUUAAUUUUUUAUGUUCUUUUGGAAUAAAUUAGUUAAUUUUAUAAUUGUAAUGAUUUAAUGCUGAUGAAUAAAAUAUUUUUGAUAUCAGUCAGUUUAAAACCUAUAAAAUUCUUAUAUCUAAAAACAAAAUUAAUAAAUUUUUUAAAAUAAUAAAAAGCUACAAUUGUUUAAGUUAUACCCAUCAAUAAUGGCAAAGGAGAGUUCGCUAUUAAAUCGAGGAGAGUAAGUAAAGAAAAUCCAAAAGCGAAGAGCGAGAUUGCAAGAAAAGACAAAAAAAAAAUGUCAAAAACAUGUAAGUAA
Molecule: messenger RNA, 2430 nt
Organism: Blepharisma stoltei
Lineage: Eukaryota; Ciliophora; Heterotrichea; Heterotrichida; Blepharismidae
Source: the annotation of a GenBank genome assembly